Anneissia japonica is the source of this 1899-nucleotide messenger RNA. Its product is annotated as mitogen-activated protein kinase 1-like. Bases 57 to 1187 code for a protein of 376 amino acids. Gene Ontology annotation, biological process: intracellular signal transduction; protein phosphorylation. Gene Ontology annotation, cellular component: nucleus; cytoplasm. Gene Ontology annotation, molecular function: ATP binding; MAP kinase activity. Lineage: Eukaryota; Metazoa; Echinodermata; Crinoidea; Comatulida; Comatulidae. The transcript is spliced from 10 exons. The record is from RefSeq and is a predicted model, not a curated record.
CGAUGCUCUCUUGCAUGUAAAAAAAUUAUAGGAAGUUUAGAGCUAGCGCUGUCAAAAUGGCUACUUUCUGUGGUGCAAGACCAGGUACCGAGAUUGUCAGGGGCCAAGUCUUCGAUGUCGGCCCUGAAUACACAGGGUUAAACUACAUCGGUGAAGGAGCAUAUGGCAUGGUUGUGUCUGCAUUAUGUCAGUCAACAGGAAUGAAAGUAGCCAUAAAGAAGAUAAGUCCAUUUGAACAUCAAACAUACUGUCAAAGAACCUUACGUGAAAUCAAGAUUCUAACACGUUUUAGACAUGAAAAUAUUAUCAACAUUCAAGAUAUUCUACAUGUCCAGUCUAUUCAUGACAUGCGAGAUGUAUAUAUUGUACAGACGUUGAUGGAAACCGAUUUGUACAAGCUGCUGAAAACUCAACGACUGAGCAACGAUCAUGUGUGUUACUUCCUAUACCAAAUCUUACGUGGACUUAAGUACAUUCACUCGGCCAAUGUCUUGCACCGUGAUUUGAAACCAAGCAAUCUUCUUCUUAACACAACUUGUGACCUCAAGAUUUGUGACUUUGGCCUGGCCAGAAUAGCAGACCCAAACCAUGACCAUACAGGUUUCUUGACCGAGUACGUGGCCACCAGAUGGUACAGGGCACCAGAGAUCAUGCUGAAUUCAAAAGGAUACACCAAGUCUAUUGAUAUUUGGUCAGUAGGAUGCAUUUUGGCCGAGAUGCUUAGUAAUAGGCCUUUAUUCCCCGGCAAACACUAUUUGGAUCAGUUGAACCACAUUUUAGGUGUGCUAGGUUCUCCAACCACUGAGGAUCUGCAGUGUAUUAUGAAUGAGAAGGCUAGAGGCUAUCUACAGUCACUGCCAUUCAAACCUAAGGUCUAUUGGAACUCAAUGUUUGAGAAGGCCUCACCUAAAGCGCUGGACUUAUUAGAGAAAAUGCUAACAUUCAACCCGACUAAACGAAUCACUGUUGAGGAAGCACUAAGCCACCCCUAUUUAGAACAAUACUAUGACCCAGCUGAUGAGCCAAUCAGUGAUGAGCCGUUCACAUUUGAAUAUGAAAUGGAUGAACUGCCCAAGGAAAAGCUUAAGGAGCUGAUUUAUCAAGAAGCUUGUCAGUUCAAAAAUAGGUUGGAUGCUGGAAACAGUCAAAGUAUUUCCACAUUAGACAAUACACAGACUAAUUCAUAAGUGUUCAAGAAGAUCAUUUGAGAUUCCGGAGACAACCAAACAAAUAUGAUAAUCAUUGAGAAGGAGGUCCAGAAGAAACGACACAAAGAGACAAAUUUUGAUGUCAUCUUCAUUCUUCUGAUCCUCGUAUUCAUGUCACAUUUGCUGUAAAUAAUGCCUUUGUGACAUAUGAUGAUGUCUACGGCUUCAUUGUGACACAGAGGUGGCGCCAAAGGCUCACUUUAUAACCAUACUCUCUGUGUCGAUCAUGUUUUAUGACCUGGUGGAGUCCAUCAGGGUCGUAAAUUCUUUUUCAGUUUAGUUAAUUAUUCAUUGAAAUUCUUGCAAGCAAGUUUUGACUGAAUGUUAUAUUGCUAUUCUACUCUACAGAAAUUUCUGAAUUGUUAUGCACGGUAUUAAGAAAGGUGCUUAUAUGUCAAGUAUUUGAAUUCUGCAACAACCAAUCAAAAGAUUAGAUUGGCUAGACCAGCCAAUGGAAUCAGUAAAAUCUGUUCUGUGAGUGCUGUUCAGUUGCUACGAUACAUAAUCAUGAAUUUGAAUUAAGACAAAACACUGCAUUGGUUACAUCUGCUAAUGAAAUUCUCUUUGUGAGUUGCAAAUAUACAAGAGCAUGUGCCAUUGUAUGUAUGUACACACACACACACACACACACCCCCACACACACACACACAUAUAUAUAUAUAUAUAUAUAUAUAUAUAUAUAUAUAUAUAU